Closterium sp. Yama58-4 is the source of this 1998-nucleotide messenger RNA. NCBI's taxonomy places the organism in Eukaryota, Viridiplantae, Streptophyta, Zygnematophyceae, Desmidiales, Closteriaceae. The record is from the annotation of a GenBank genome assembly.
AUGGGGUCGUACGUCCCCCCGCACCUCCGCGGCCGCGGGCCAGUUGGCGGGGGAGAUUUUGCGCAACCUCCGGGGAUGCCGGGGAUGGGCCAACCGGGAGCCCCCGGCCCUGCGCCGGUAGUAUCCUGGAAUGCGCCGGCGGGGGGAGCUGGCGGAUCGUGGGCGGAUCAGGCAGGCGCGGCGGGUCCAGCAUACGGGGGACCUCCGCCGGGCGGCGCAUGGAACGGCGGAGCUUCAGGCGGAGGCGGCUGGGGCGGCGGAGGAUACGGGGGGGGAGGCGGAGGCGCGUGGCAAGGCGGGGGUGGCGGAGGAGGGUACGGCGGCGGCCGAGGGGGAUAUGGCGGCGGGAGACGGGGCGGCGGCGGCGGCGGCGGCGGCGGAGGGCCGUUGGGAGGGUUUAGCGGGUCAGGCGGCGGGCGGGAGGAGGAUCCGUUCUCGACGCAGACAAAGAAGGAUUCAGAGGCGGUGUUUGAGAACCACCAGAACACGGGCAUUAACUUCGACGCGUACGAGGAUAUCCCCGUCGAAACCAGCGGCGACAAUGUUCCCCCCCCGAUCACCGCUUUCGACGGAUCGGGGCUCCAGCCCGCGGUGAUGGAGAACGUGAAGCGGUGCAACUACUCCAACCCCACGCCCGUGCAGCGGCACGCCAUCCCCAUCUCGCUCGCGGGCCGCGACCUCAUGGCGUGCGCGCAGACGGGCUCCGGCAAGACCGCCGCCUUCUGCCUGCCCAUCAUCUCCGGCAUCCUCGCCUCCGGCCCGCCGCCCGACCGCCCCCGCUUUGGCCGCAAAGCGUUCCCGCUCGCGUUGAUUCUCUCGCCCACGCGCGAGCUCACCAGCCAGAUCCACGCGGAGGCCUGCAAGUUCGCCUACAAGACCGGCCUGCGCGCCGUCGUCGUUUAUGGGGGUGCCCCUGCCGGCCAGCAGAUGCGGGAGCUGGAGAGGGGAGUUGAAAUUUUGGUCGCCACGCCUGGAAGGCUGUGCGACAUGCUCGAACGUGGCAAGGUGUCCAUCACAAUGGUGCGCUAUCUGGCUCUCGACGAGGCCGACCGCAUGCUGGACAUGGGCUUUGAGCCGCAGAUCCGGCGCAUCGUGGAGCAGGAGGGCAUGCCGCGUGCGGGGCAGCGGCAGACGCUCAUGUUCUCCGCCACCUUCCCCAAGGAGAUCCAGCGCCUCGCCGCCGACUUCCUCUGCAACUACGUGUUCCUCACUGUGGGGCGCGUGGGGUCGUCCACGGACCUCAUUCAGCAGCGCGUGGAGUACGUGCCCGAGCACGACAAGCGGUCGGUUCUCAUGGACCUCAUUCACGCUCACCACACCUCCAAUGGCGCUACUGGCAAUGCGGGCGGGCUGACGCUGGUCUUUGUGGAGACCAAGAAGGGGGCCGACUCCCUCGAGGACUGGCUGUGUCGCAACGGAUUCCCAGCCACGUCCAUCCACGGCGACCGCUCGCAGCAGGAGCGCGAGUCCGCCCUGCGCUCCUUCCGCUCCGGCCGCACGCCCAUCCUCGUCGCCACAGACGUGGCGGCGCGCGGGCUGGACAUCCCGCACGUGAGCCACGUGAUCAACUACGACCUGCCCUCCGACAUCGACGACUACGUGCACCGCAUCGGCCGCACCGGGCGCGCGGGGAAGACCGGGCUGGCGACGGCGUUUUUCUGCGACAAGGACACGAACCUGGCACGAUCGCUGAUUGAGUUGAUGAGUGAGGCCAAUCAGGAGGUGCCCGGGUGGUUGCAGAAUUUCGCGACGCGGUCGGGGUAUGGUGGGGGGAAGAGCAGACGAGGCGGGGGUGGGAACCGGUUUGGAGGGAGGGAUUUCAGGAAGGACAGAGGGGGAGGCGGAGGGGGGUAUGGAGGGGGUGGGUAUGGCAGUGGCGGGUAUGGAGGUGGGGGAGGGUACGGGGGUGGGUAUGGUGGAGGAGGGGGGUAUGGCGGUGGUGGUUAUGGUGGCGGUGGUGGUGGGUACAGCAACGCUCCCCCUAGCGCCUGGGACUAG